GCGCGCGCCGUCGGGGAAAUAGUACCCGGCGGAGUGAUCCGGCGCGCGGGGGCGGGGCCGUCGGGGGUAUAUCUGGGCAGGAGGGGGCCGGGUGGCGCAGUUGCGCCUGUGUGAAAUCAAGGGGUUGGGUGCUGUCGCUUGGCCUGUGAGCCCCUCGAGAAAAUGCAGAUCUUCGUGAAGACCCUCACUGGCAAGACCAUCACCCUUGAAGUCGAGCCCAGUGACACCAUCGAGAAUGUCAAGGCCAAGAUCCAGGAUAAGGAAGGCAUUCCCCCCGAUCAGCAGAGGUUGAUCUUUGCAGGCAAGCAGCUGGAAGAUGGGCGCACCCUUUCUGACUACAACAUCCAGAAGGAAUCCACUUUGCAUCUUGUGCUGCGCCUGAGAGGUGGCAUGCAGAUCUUUGUGAAGACCUUGACAGGCAAGACCAUCACCCUGGAAGUUGAGCCCAGUGACACCAUUGAGAAUGUUAAGGCCAAGAUCCAGGAUAAGGAAGGCAUUCCCCCCGAUCAACAGAGGCUGAUCUUUGCAGGCAAGCAGCUGGAAGAUGGGCGCACCCUCUCUGACUACAACAUCCAGAAGGAAUCCACUUUGCAUCUUGUGCUGCGCCUGAGAGGUGGCAUGCAGAUCUUUGUGAAGACCUUGACAGGCAAGACCAUCACCCUGGAAGUCGAACCCAGUGACACCAUUGAGAAUGUCAAGGCCAAGAUCCAGGAUAAGGAAGGCAUUCCCCCAGAUCAGCAGAGGCUGAUCUUUGCAGGCAAGCAGCUGGAAGAUGGGCGCACCCUUUCUGACUACAACAUCCAGAAGGAAUCCACUUUGCAUCUUGUGCUGCGCCUGAGAGGUGGCAUGCAGAUCUUUGUGAAGACCUUGACAGGCAAGACCAUCACCCUGGAAGUUGAGCCCAGUGACACCAUUGAGAAUGUUAAGGCCAAGAUCCAGGAUAAGGAAGGCAUUCCCCCCGAUCAACAGAGGCUGAUCUUUGCAGGCAAGCAGCUGGAAGAUGGGCGCACCCUCUCUGACUACAACAUCCAGAAGGAAUCCACUUUGCAUCUUGUGCUGCGCCUGAGAGGUGGCAUGCAGAUCUUUGUGAAGACCUUGACAGGCAAGACCAUCACCCUGGAAGUCGAACCCAGUGACACCAUUGAGAAUGUCAAGGCCAAGAUCCAGGAUAAGGAAGGCAUUCCCCCAGAUCAGCAGAGGCUGAUCUUUGCUGGCAAGCAGCUGGAAGAUGGGCGCACCCUCUCUGACUACAACAUCCAGAAGGAAUCCACUCUGCAUCUUGUGCUGCGCCUGAGGGGUGGUAACUGAAGCGGGCAGUUGUUGCUCCCUGCCAAGUAAAAGUUUGUCCAUACUUGUUCAUUCCAAUAAAGGUGUUGCAUCCACAAAA
Molecule: messenger RNA, 1387 nt
Organism: Cuculus canorus (common cuckoo)
Lineage: Eukaryota; Metazoa; Chordata; Aves; Cuculiformes; Cuculidae
Gene: UBC
Product: ubiquitin C
Exons: 2
Coding region: 163-1308 (381 amino acids)
Biological process (GO): modification-dependent protein catabolic process; protein ubiquitination
Cellular component (GO): nucleus; cytoplasm
Molecular function (GO): ubiquitin protein ligase binding; protein tag activity
Source: RefSeq, a predicted model, not a curated record